Molecule: messenger RNA, 2645 nt
Organism: Phodopus roborovskii (desert hamster)
Lineage: Eukaryota; Metazoa; Chordata; Mammalia; Rodentia; Cricetidae
Gene: Tmem215
Product: transmembrane protein 215
Exons: 1
Coding region: 46-753 (235 amino acids)
Source: RefSeq, a predicted model, not a curated record
UGCUCCCUGGCUACCAAGCAGCCCCCAACCUGGAUGGAGUGAAAGAUGCGGCCUGAUGACAUAAACCCUAGGACUGGGCUGGUGGUGGCCCUGGUCAGUGUUUUUCUGGUCUUUGGCUUCAUGUUCACUGUCUCUGGCAUGAAGGGGGAAACUCUGGGGAACAUCCCUCUGUUGGCCAUCGGGCCAGCCAUCUGCCUACCAGGCAUCGCAGCCAUUGCUCUGGCCAGGAAAACCGAAGGAUGUACCAAGUGGCCAGAGAAUGAGCUACUCUGGGUCCGCAAGUUACCCUGUUUCCGGAAGCCCAAGGACAAGGAAGUGGUAGAACUGCUGAGGACCCCCUCAGACCUGGAGUCCGGCAAGGGGAGCUCAGACGAACUGGCUAAGAAAGCAGGCCUCAGAGGGAAGCCGCUCCCACAGGGGCCAGGUGAGGUGCCUAUGGCCAGCUCCAUUACCACCCCCACCCCCACUGAGGAAGGAGAAUGCCAGAGUCUAGUCCAGAGUGGGCGUCAGGAGGAGACGUCCAGAUAUCUGGAUGGCUACUGCCCCUCGGGCAGUUCCCUCGCCUACAGUGCCUUGGACGUCAAGGGCUCAGCCUGGGACAGAGCUGACCGCCCAGAGCCGGAGGACAGCAUCUUUUUUGUGCCCCAGGACAGUAUCAUCGUUUGCUCCUACAAGCAGAACAGCCCCUAUGACAGAUACUGUUGCUACAUCAAUCAGAGCCAAGGCAGGUGGGACCACGAGACAAUAGUCUGAUCUGGGUGUACGGGGGUCCCGUGCUAACAGACACAUUGCUACACUCAGCUCGCAAAAGAAGAAAAUCUCUGCUCCAACAGCCUUCACACUAUUAGAAACUAGCAUGGUAUGUGAUGGGGGUACAGACCUCUGGUGCCUGAUACUGUGUAAAUAGGCAUGUAGGGGGUAUAUUUAGGGAAGUAUUGAGAAUUACUUCUCUUUAAGGAAGAGGCAGUAAAUAGGAAAGAAAGUUCCAUUUGCUUCUGAACAAUUUAAACAAUUUGAAUGCUUUGUAAAACAGCCCCCAAAGUGCUAGCAAGCCCCUGGUGACAGCCAAAGUCUAGAGUGAGCCAUGUAUCAAAUGAUACAGGGCUAUCCACACAGAAGCUUCCUGCUCUGUGUCUGAAGAGAGUGAAGGAAAAUUUUGUGUUCCUUUAUAUGAAAUGAGUUUUGCCUGUUGAAAAUGUAGAAAAGCUUUUCACAUAUAGUAAUUGCUGAAAGAAAUAAAAAUCAAGAUAGAAUAGGUAAACCCUCCUUCGAUGGGAUGGAUUUUGGAGGAAGGGGAGUUUAAGUAGUAGGACUAUAUAUAACUGAGUCCUGGCCUCUGACAAGAUCACUGUUUCAAAUAAAGUGUUGGUUAUGUUAUGUGAAAAGUUAAUAUUUAGGUGGUUGUGUUACUUCUUAAACUCAUUUGGGUUGAUUUUCUGGGACUUCAUUUGAAAUUUUUAAAUGUUUAUUAACACUCAUGUAUUUCCUCACCAGGUGCAAAAUGACUUGAUGUAAUAUUUUCAUAGAUUAGAAUUUCUUUUUAAUAAGACAAAACAAAUUUUACAUGUGUGUGUGUCUAUUAAAGUGUCUUCAAGAUUUCUGAGAGGCAUGUAUAGCCAUUACUAUAUGCCUUUUAAAACAUGAAACUACAGAGUCAAUUAUUUAGUCCUGAACAUUGUAAAAAAAAUGUGUAUGAAAUGCAAUGGUUAAGCUUUUGGAAAUGCUGUUGUUUGUACAUUUGUUUAACAACCUCCCCCUACCCCUGCAAUGACUGUAAAUACCAAUGAAACAAGAGUUAAUUUAUAAGGUUUAACAGAAGCUCAUAUUUUACUAAGUUUACUGGAUCAGUGAAAUUUACAUGAGAGAAACCUCAUUAUUUCCUGCUAUUUUUGUGACUGAGAAGAAACAUCAUAGUGAUAUCCUAAAAUUUGUCCUAUUUCUCUUGCUUAAUUGCAACAGAUUAAAAGAAUUAUCAGCUGGAAUGCCACUUUACCCUUCUGCAUUUUUAGAAAUGGUGAUAUAUUUAUUCUUGAGAAUUAGGAUUAUUUUAUACCCUUCAGUGAAUUUUAAUUCUAAUUAUUAAAUUUUAGUCACUUUCUCCCAAAGAGUGAAUUGAGGGGGGAAAAUGGGGGACUUGUCUCUUUUAAAUAUUUCAAGUUCAGCUCUGUGGUUCUUAAGUCAACUGUCCUGUCUUAAGAAUUAUGCUCUUAAAAGUCACAAUUCUUGAAUGAUGUUUAAGAUCAAAAGUAUGUCAUCUUUUAGUCAGGCUUCAAGGUCGGGAAAUGAGAUGUGUGAUCUUGGAGAAAGUUCAUCUUCCAACACCUCAGUUUCCCACUCUGUGGAAGAGGAAUGGGCAAAAGACUCAUUUACACUAAGUUGUUUCCAUCAUUCAUUCCCAGGUAGGAUAUCCUAACAUUAAAUCAAAGGAACUGUGUGUUGCAGGAAGUAAGCUACAGCAAAAUGCAUGCCCAUGUUAUGCAAUACAUGAUUAAAACCAUGCAAUGUGGAUUAAAUUGCUACUACUCAAAAAAAAUUGUAGAUAUAGUAAAGCAGAUGUAUUCCCUUACUAAAUAUUAUUUAUUACACACCAAUGCAUUCCUGUGCAUAAAACUGAAAAUAUUGAGAGUAAGAUAUUUUUGAAGAAA